GGUCUUGCCCAGGUCAGCACAAACCCAAAAUACACCACUGCAUGUCAUGGUUUAACCCUUACACUGCACUCCCUCACCUCCCAUGUCACACCUACACUGCAAUCCUCACCACCCCAUAGCUCCAUGCCACCCUGCUUCUCAAACUCCUGACACUGCACCACCAUUUCACGCUGUAACCUCAAACCUACUUCCCCAUGUCAAACAUCUCCCUCAUGCUGCACCUCCAUGUCCCCACACUCCCGCCCACUUCUUCUUCCUGUGUGACAUCACUUCUGGGACCCUAAAGCAGAUGGAAUAGCCCGGACACCUAAGUUUCGUUUCUGAAAUCUGAUAAAAAAGUGACACGGUUGUCACAAACUGUACAAUAGAACAUUCGGCUAUGAAGGUUUAGGCACGUCGAGCUAAAACAGGACGUGUAGAGGGCGUUCCGUGUGUUUUGAAGUUCUACUUCCUGGUGUCGCCUCUUUAGACCGAGGAUUCCACCGUCUUGUAUGCUGAAAGCAUUUCUAGGCGCUAUUAGAAAAGCAGACAUUCACCAUAGCUGGCCACACUGCUGCAGUAGGCGGGGCCGAGCCCUCCCGCUGACAUCAGCCAGGAAGGAUUGGGAGAGAGGAGAGAGAGACGAGCUGCCGACAAUCAGCUGAGCGGCGGGAGCGGAACUCAUACAGGGCACUCACAAGUCUUCAGGUGAAUCUCUCCCUGCUUACGAACUUAAAUAAUGGCAUGUAUUUCAAGUUUGUGCUACUUUGUUACUGUUUACCAUCUGGUAUUAUGAUAUAUUUUUCCAAGAAAAGUGACAAAAAAGUAGCUGGAUAAUAUUAAGAUUUAAGUAUGUUGAGAAAUCACUCAAACACAGACCUGGAUGAUGCCCCACAUACUUUACGCUCAGAUCUAUGCAGUCAAGGGAUUUCAAUACCAAGACCAUCACACCAUUCUUUGACUCGUAUAUCCAAUGCCUUAGAAAUUAGCCAGUCACCUAACGGAGUUUUCAUUCAUGAGCCACGCAAUAGCCAGUGCCCCACGUCGGACACACAGACACCUUGUACAAAUAUUAUUUGUAAUGAAAGUUCAUGCUGCACGCCUGUUCCUUCAGAACUCCCCAGCAAUCUAUGUACCACCAAUCAGGAGAAAUAUCAGCAAUCUUCUGAUCAUUUGUGUCUAACAAGCAAGAGAAAUGAGGAGGAAGUCUCAGAAGACAAGAACACUGAUGGACAUAAAAGCAACCCCUUUUCUGAGCAAGAAUCACAUUUAUCUAACAUAUUUUCGUGUCCUGAUGUGCUUCCAUCUUCUUCUGUUUAUUCUUCAGACCAGUUUUUCAGUUUUGUAAUUUUUCAUGCCCCUGAAGACCAGGAGAUAGCUUGCAGGGUUUGUAAUGUUUUAGAACACCAUGUGGUUGGGAAAGGUACAACUUUUUGUGAGGGGUUUGAGACUCCAGGAGUUAAUCCUUUAAUGUGUCUUGAAAAUGCAGUGGAAAACAGUGCGUAUAUUGUACUUUUGCUCACUAAUGCUUUUUUGAAAGCCACAUGGACUCACUUUCAGAGUGCUACAGUAAUGAUGAAUUCUAUAUACAAUCCUGACAAAUUGUGGAGUAUCAUUCCUUUUUAUCCUAAAUUAAAUAAACCAAAUGGUAAGAUUCCAAUAUGGAUAAAAAACCUGAUUCCCUUGGAUGAAAGCUCUUGUAUAUUUGAAACUAAAGUGCGUAACACAUUCAAGAAGGAAGAAAUUAAGAAACGGAAUACAUUGUGGGAAAAAAAAUUGAGAAGAACUACAUCAGAUUUUCAACAACCACAAAAUAUUUCCCUACAAUGUUCGAUGAGUGAUGCCACUGCUGUGUUGCCACAACAAACCCAACCUCAAUUUGCUGUAUUUCAUGGACAGACUCCAGUUAUUCAGAUCAGCCAUGCUGGGAAUGUGCAGAUAGGGAAUCAAAACACCAUGAACAUACAAUUUUCACCAAAUGAGCCACAAAUGGUUUGGGAUACAAACAUGUAUCACGAUGCUGGGAAUGAAACUCCAAAUUGAAAAAGAGAAACGUGUCUGAAAGUGUUAAACAUACAAAAACAUUGUAAUGACUUUUUAAAUGAUUUGAUUUGUUCUAGUCUUGGAUGAUAAGGGUAUUGUACUUUUUACAAUGUACCUAAAUGAUUAGCCUAAGCAGCACAGGAAUUAAAGCACAAUUCAAGACAUUA
Molecule: messenger RNA, 2189 nt
Organism: Rana temporaria (common frog)
Lineage: Eukaryota; Metazoa; Chordata; Amphibia; Anura; Ranidae
Product: TIR domain-containing adapter molecule 1-like
Exons: 4
Coding region: 832-2022 (396 amino acids)
Biological process (GO): positive regulation of cytokine production involved in inflammatory response; TRIF-dependent toll-like receptor signaling pathway; positive regulation of natural killer cell activation
Molecular function (GO): protein kinase binding
Source: RefSeq, a predicted model, not a curated record